UGGCCCUGUGGUUUUGUUCUGCAUUGUUCUGGUUCUGAGGAUUCUGAAUGAGAAGUCAGAACUUCUGACAAUUUGACAACGCAGAGACAGUGGCAGACAUUCGAUAACAAGUCUUUGUUCGGUUUGUUCUGUCUGAAUUUAAAUCUUUUUUGAAUAAAUGAUGAAAUUACUUUUAUUAGUGGGUAUCGUGGUAUCGGUCUUCUGCUCGUGUACCAAUGCGGAUGAUAAAAAAGGCCCGAAAGUAACGGACAAGGUAUGGUUUAAUAUUAACAUUGAUGGAAAACCUGAAGGAAGAAUCGAGAUUGGUCUCUUUGGAAAGACUGUUCCAAAAACUGUGAACAACUUUGUAGAAUUAGCUAAGAAACCUCAGGGAGAAGGGUACAAAGGUAGCAAAUUCCAUAGGGUUAUCCGCGAGUUUAUGAUCCAAGGAGGAGAUUUUACAAAAGGAGAUGGAACCGGAGGUCAUAGUAUUUAUGGGAAUCGUUUUGAGGAUGAAAACUUCAAGUUGAAGCAUUAUGGUGCUGGAUGGCUUUCUAUGGCAAAUGCUGGAAAAGACACAAAUGGUUCUCAAUUCUUCAUUACUGUGAAACAGACUCCUUGGCUCGAUGGUAGACAUGUAGUUUUUGGCAAAGUCAUCAAAGGAAUGGAUGUAGUGCGAAAAAUUGAAAAAGUAAAUACCGAUACUCGUGAUAGACCAGCCAAGGAUGUUGUGAUUGCUGAUUGUGGAGCAGAAGUUGUAACAGAACCAUUUAGCGUGUCAAAGGACAAUGCUACAGAGUAAAUAGUAUAUUUAUAGUUUAUUUUCUUUGAAUGAAGUAACUGUUUAAUAUUGCUACUAACUACAUAAAUGACAUGCUUUGAUGCAAUGACUUCGUAUUUCUCUGUAUGUCUUUGAGAUUCAUCAAGGAGAGAAUAUAAUGUUACAAAUAUUAGAGAAUGUCUAUUUUUGGAAAACUCCAUUUCAAGACAUUCAAGAUAGGUCCUGUAUUUAGUAGUAACAUUCUGCAGAACAUACAGAGUUGAAAGAGCACAACAUUGUAUGACAGAUAUUCUAUCUAAUUUAUCAUUAUUUUAUUCCACCUUUUAUAAAAAUAUAUGUAUGUGUCGGAA
Molecule: messenger RNA, 1110 nt
Organism: Dufourea novaeangliae
Lineage: Eukaryota; Metazoa; Arthropoda; Insecta; Hymenoptera; Halictidae
Gene: Ppib
Product: peptidyl-prolyl cis-trans isomerase 5
Exons: 4
Coding region: 158-781 (207 amino acids)
Biological process (GO): protein peptidyl-prolyl isomerization; protein folding
Cellular component (GO): intracellular membrane-bounded organelle
Molecular function (GO): peptidyl-prolyl cis-trans isomerase activity
Source: RefSeq, a predicted model, not a curated record